This is a messenger RNA of Nematolebias whitei (Rio pearlfish), 1443 nucleotides long. Its product is annotated as arginyl-tRNA--protein transferase 1. Gene Ontology annotation, cellular component: cytoplasm. Gene Ontology annotation, biological process: protein arginylation. Gene Ontology annotation, molecular function: arginyl-tRNA--protein transferase activity. The record is from RefSeq and is a predicted model, not a curated record. The coding region runs from base 64 to 1443 and encodes 459 amino acids. Lineage: Eukaryota; Metazoa; Chordata; Actinopteri; Cyprinodontiformes; Rivulidae. The transcript is spliced from 11 exons.
GCGUGGCUUCCACUUCCAGCACUGACCGGGUCAACUCGGCUGUCGUUUCAUCUGUCGGUGCAGAUGAUGGCGGGGGACGUUUCUUACAGUAUUGUGGAGUAUUUCGGCGGAGAUGAUGGUUACCGCUGCGGUUACUGUAAAAACGAAAAGGGCAACUUCUCUCAUGGGAUGUGGGCUCACGCUCUGACUGUACAAGACUACCAGGACCUCAUCGAUCGAGGAUGGAGAAGAAGUGGUAAAUAUAUUUAUAAACCCACUCUGAAGAAGACCUGCUGUCCACAGUACACCAUCAGGUGCCACGCACUGAACUUUCAGCCUUCCAAAUCCCACAAGAAAGUUCUGAAGAAGUUGAACAAAUUUAUUUCCAGUGGGGAACUGCCAAAGGGAGAAGGGGAGCCCAUGGACUCCGUGUGUCCGGAGCCCAGUCCACGGGAGCCCACCGACGUCUGCCAGUCAGAUUUGAGAUGUGCUGCUAUCACAGAUCUUCAACGGGAAGUGCCCAAGUGUCCUGCUGCUGCAGAAGUUCAGGAGUCAGAAGAGUCCACGGCUGCGAGCACAGAAAGCUCUCAGAAGGCUCCGCCGUCCCUCCCAGACCAGAGAACGGCUCCUAAUCCAGGACUGGGAGCUGAUCUGAGCCGUCCGCCCUGUAGGAAGGCCAAAGAGUUUCGGAAGGAGCGGCGUCUUCAAAAAGACCAGAUCAGACAAGAAGCCGAUGGGGUGUCCGCUCCAAAACCUAACCCCAACCAACCCAAAUCCCUGGAGGGGUUCAUCAAUGAGUCACUGGGGGGUAAUGCCUCCCAUCGCUUUGAGGUGAGGCUAGUGCGCUCCAAUCCCCCUAGCCCGCAGUUCAAAGACUCUUUCGACGCCUCCUACCAGGUGUACAAACUCUACCAGAUGGCCAUUCACAAGGAUCCUCCUAGCAAAGUCUCCGAGAGCCAGUUCCGGAGAUUUCUUUGUGACUCACCUCUAGAGGCAGGAAAUUCCCCAGAUGGCCCAGAGGUGGGCUACGGCUCUUUCCACCAGCAGUACUGGCUGGACGAGCAGAUCGUGGCAGUGGGAGUUAUUGACAUCCUGCCUACCUGCGUGUCCUCAGUGUACCUGUACUACAAUCCAGACUUUGCAUCUUUGUCUUUAGGCUCCUACACUGCUCUCAGCAUCCAGAGGCCCGGCAGCCUCGCCCCCUCGUCACGACAGAAUGCAAGCGUGUCAACAGACGACGGGCGAUACAGGGAGCGCAUUGUGAAAGAUGUAUGUUUGGGAGAGAGGGAUGCUCGGGCGCUGAAGGACGUGGGCAGAGCUCUGGUGCUGUACAAACGAGUCCCCAUGCCGUACGCAGCCUACAGACGCAAGCGCAAAGGCCCCGUGGACGAGGCGGUCGUGCAGCAGUACGCCGGCCUGGUCGGUCAGGACUGCGCUGAAAGGAUCUUACUUUAUCGCUCCUGA